Molecule: messenger RNA, 1986 nt
Organism: Castor canadensis (American beaver)
Lineage: Eukaryota; Metazoa; Chordata; Mammalia; Rodentia; Castoridae
Gene: Polr3d
Product: RNA polymerase III subunit D
Biological process (GO): tRNA transcription by RNA polymerase III
Cellular component (GO): RNA polymerase III complex
Molecular function (GO): DNA binding
Source: RefSeq, a predicted model, not a curated record
AAGAUGGCAGCGCCCGGGCCUUGCCACGCAGACUUCCGUUCGGUGCUGAGGCGGAGGGCCUGUGCCGGGUCGCUUCGGGCGUGAAGUCGUGACGCGUAGUGUGGAACCACCGCCCAGGCAUCAUGUCUGAAGGAAACGCUGCGGGGGAGCCCAGCGCUCCGGGAGGGCCGCGACCCCUCCUCUCGGGGGCGCGGGGGCUUGUCGGGCGGCGGCCCGCGCCCUCCCUAACUCCGGGCCGCCUUCCCUCCAUCCGCUCCCGGGACCUCACCCUCGGGGGAGUCAAGAAGAAAACCUUCACCCCAAAUAUCAUCAGUCGGAAGAUCAAGGAAGAGCCUAAGGAAGAAAUUACUGUGAAGAAGGAGAAGCGUGAACGUGAUAGAGACCGCCAGCGUGAGGGGCAUGGACGGGGCCGUGGCCGUCCAGAAGUGAUCCAGUCCCACUCUAUCUUUGAGCAGGGUCCCGCCGAAAUGAUGAAAAAAAAAGGGAACUGGGAUAAGACUGUGGAUGUGUCGGAUGUGGGACCCUCUCAUAUUAUCAACAUCAAAAAAGAGAAGAGGGAGACUGAUGAAGAAACUAAGCAGAUCCUGCGCAUGCUGGAGAAGGAUGAUUUCAUCGAUGACCCUGGGUUAAGGAAUGACACACGAAACAUGCCUGUGCAGCUGCCGCUGGCACAUUCAGGGUGGCUUUUUAAGGAGGAGAGUGAAGAAGCAGAUGUUAAGCCUUGGUUGGCUGGCCCCAAGGAAGAGGACAUGGAGGUGGACAUGCCUGCUGUAAAAGUGAAAGAAGAGCCACGAGAUGAAGAGGAGGAGGCCAAGGUGAAGGCCCCUCCCAGAGCAGCCAGAAAGACCCCAGGCCUCCCAAAAGAUGUGUCUGUGGCCGAGCUACUCAGGGAGCUGAGCCUCACCAAAGAUGAGGAGCUGCUAUUCCUCCAGCUGCCCGACACCCUCCCUGGCCAGCCACCCACUCAGGACAUCAAGCCUGUCAAGACAGAGGUGCAGGGCGAGGACGGACAAAUGGUGGUCAUAAAGCAGGAGAGAGACCGGGUAUGCUCAGGAGAAGCCAAGCUGGCAGAGAACACUUGUACCUUGGUUGACCUGACAGAGGGUCAGGUGGGCAAGCUGCUCAUCCGCAAGUCAGGGAAGGUGCAGCUCCUCCUGGGCAAGGUGACCCUGGAUGUGACGAUGGGAACCACCUGUUCUUUCCUGCAGGAGCUGGUGUCUGUGAGCCUUGGAGACAAUAAGACGGGGGAGAUGACAGUCCUGGGACAUGUGAAGCACAAACUUGUAUGUUCUCCGGAUUUUGAAUCCCUCUUGGAUCACAAACACCGGUAAAAUGAGCAGAUGGAGGAGGAUGGCGAUUCUGCCCACGGCUGCUGCCUGCUCCAGACAUUUUGUUCUUGAAUCCAUGCGACCCAGAAGGGGCCUGUUUAGCCCACCCACUUCAGCUUUUGGCAUCCAUCGUCCUAGUUUCCCCCACCACCAGAGCCCACGCAGCUCCCUUCCUGGGCAGCUGUGAAUGGCACAGUGACCUUCCCACAACAUGGAUAUGGAUGGCACAUCCUCCCUGCAGGGGACUUAUACCUGCUAUUUAUUUUUAUAUUUAUAUUUAUGUCUGAGUUUCAGCUGACUGCACCUUCCCAAAGUAGGCUCCUUCUCUCAGGGCCGUGGGCAGCAAGGGGUUGGAAGUAUAAGGGUUGCAGCUUUGGCUUCUGCUCCCUCCUUCCUCCCAGGAGGCAGGCUGGAAAGAGAGCUGGGAUGGAGUAUGAGACUUAAGUACUCAGUCCUGGCUCUUUGGUUCCCAGUUCUGUGUCCUUGGACAAACUACCUAACCUUUCUGAGCCUCGUCUUCCUCAUCUAACAAAAGUGGGGAUAAAUACCUACCUCACAGGGUUGGUGUGAGGAUCCAGUGGAAUAUUGUGGAUGAAAACUCCUUGCACAAGACCGGACAUACAUACCUGUAGGCACUCAAUAAAUGUUUCCCUUUUCU